AUGGACUAUACGCUGGAGAACAGCCCGGUACCCGAGAUUCCCGCGGGCACCUGGCCAGAGCUUUCGGCAUGGAGCCGCAUGAACCCCACCGUGGAAGACAGUGUCAUCCAGUGCACACUCAAGACGCGCGAGGUCGGUGGUGUGUCUCUGUCUGAUGCAUAUCGUCGUACAAUCGCUUCUUAUCAUGCCAUCCAAGCCGAGCGUGAGCUUCGUAUGCGCUACGCCAAUCUAGAGGCUCGCAGCCUGGGGGCUGAUAUGGGUCUCUCGGAGACGGAGCGCGGUUUCCUCAAGGAGGGUCGUGAGUUAGACAAGUGGGCGGUCUCAUCUACGGGCACAGGCUCCCUCGACAGCUCCUCGAGUGCCGGAACGACCGCUCGGGGUCAGCGCGUCAAGCGCGCCCACACCGAAUUCACUGGUGGCGACUUGUACAUGGCCGCGGCGUCGAGCGUGAGUCAUGGACAAGGGGCGGUCGUGGGGCCCACCUCGGGCAGCGAUGGUGCCGCCGCACCGGCGGAUGCAUCGUCGUUGCCAGAUGACUACCUCGGCAUCGGUGCAUCUUUGCAUAGAUAG
Malassezia sympodialis ATCC 42132 is the source of this 570-nucleotide messenger RNA. RefSeq lists its product as uncharacterized. Gene Ontology annotation, cellular component: mitochondrial small ribosomal subunit. Bases 1 to 570 code for a protein of 189 amino acids. The record is from RefSeq and is a predicted model, not a curated record. Gene Ontology annotation, molecular function: structural constituent of ribosome. Lineage: Eukaryota; Fungi; Basidiomycota; Malasseziomycetes; Malasseziales; Malasseziaceae. The transcript is spliced from 2 exons.